AUGUUUAAUCAAAAGACAAGAGCUAUUGUCAAACUACAUAUGCUGUUAUGUAUGUGUUUGCUUAUUUUGAGUUGUCAAGGAGCUAGUGCCGCAAGCCAACCUAACACGGCAGUAAUAAUUCCCCCAACAUUGAUGGAUUUGGCCAAUAAUAACUUCAUUUGGGCUCAAAACAGACUAGAACAGAUUAAUAAGGCCAAUGAUGGCGAUGAAAUGACUCUAAAUGAUGCCGACGCCUUCAUCGAAUCCGGGUUUUAUGCAGAAUUGGGAUUCGAGCAAGAUGAUUUAGACCGAGUUAAGCGUAUAGCAUCUCUGCUAAAGGGUCUAUUUAUACAAACUAAUAUGACUAAAAUCGAUGCAUCCUAUAAUAUAAAUGAUGUCCCCGAGCUUAUAGUUUUAUACCAUGCUUUAAAUCGCAACCUAAAAGGGGAAAACCCAAAGACCCCUACAACCAUCGAUUCCAAGCAUAAACGCUUCGUUGAAAACCUGGCCAUGUUCGUUUAUUCAGCUAUUUAUUUAAAGGAUAAUACGCCAGAUGGUUUUGAUCUAUUUGAAAAAAGAUGCUUAGGAUCUUCAGAAUAUGCCAACAUUACCGGAGCCCCAUUAGACAAUGAUAAGCAACCUUUAUUCUCAGGGGACUAUCGCACAUUUAUUCGCACGAAGGAGCAGAUUUCCUCCUUGGAAAAUAGUCCUCUCCUUAAAUACGCCCACCCAAUCAACACUGGGAUUUAUCUUAAGGGUUUAAAAUAUACCUAUUGUCGUGCCCCGGGGAAGGGAUAG
Nematocida homosporus is the source of this 777-nucleotide messenger RNA. RefSeq lists its product as uncharacterized. The coding region runs from base 1 to 777 and encodes 258 amino acids. The transcript has a single exon. Lineage: Eukaryota; Fungi; Microsporidia. The record is from RefSeq and is a predicted model, not a curated record.